UUUGGAUUUCAGAUCUUGGGCCCGACAAGUUUGUUACCGUAAUUUCGUGUUCUAUAUAAAUCACCUCCCUCCUUCAGCUGUUCAACCCUAAACCCUAGUUCUGCAGCAGCCAUCCGUUUUGUAAGGAGGUUGUAAGAAUUGCCGGUGAGUGAUUACAAUGGCUCCUGCUAAGGCGGACAAUGCCAAAAAGGCUGAUCCCAAAGCUCAGGCUUUGAAGACAGCAAAGGCUGUCAAAUCAGGUGGCCAAGUGUUUAAGAAGAAAGCUAAAAAGAUCAGGACAUCUGUUACAUUUCACAGGCCAAGGACAUUGAAGAAAGAAAGGAACCCUAAGUACCCUCGUAUUAGUGCUCCACCCAGAAACAAGUUGGACCAUUACCAGAUACUUAAAUUUCCUCUAACUACUGAGUCUGCAAUGAAGAAAAUUGAGGAUAACAACACACUGGUUUUUAUUGUUGACCUCCGUGCUGACAAAAAGAAGAUUAAAGAUGCUGUGAAGAAGAUGUAUGACAUUCAGGCGAAGAAAGUGAAUACUUUAAUCAGGCCUGAUGGAACAAAGAAAGCCUAUGUUAGGUUGACUCCAGACUAUGAUGCCUUGGAUGUAGCUAACAAGAUUGGUAUCAUCUAAGAUGUACUCUUGAUUUUUGCAAAGCCAAUCCUUCAUUGUUAAGAUAGUUGUUCUACAUGUCCUGAGUUAGGACUCUUUGUUUUCCAUAUGUAUUAACUAUUGUUUAUUCAAUUUUGAGUUCAGAACAUUUUUAUGAAUUCAGUUUUAUACUAGUAUAAUUAAUAAUUAAUCUGUGACUGAUUGCUUUAUCA
Molecule: messenger RNA, 816 nt
Organism: Glycine soja
Lineage: Eukaryota; Viridiplantae; Streptophyta; Magnoliopsida; Fabales; Fabaceae
Product: 60S ribosomal protein L23a-like
Exons: 4
Coding region: 158-625 (155 amino acids)
Biological process (GO): translation; ribosomal large subunit assembly
Cellular component (GO): cytosolic large ribosomal subunit; ribosome
Molecular function (GO): structural constituent of ribosome; rRNA binding
Source: RefSeq, a predicted model, not a curated record